GUGACGUCAUCCGAGCAGCAGGCGGCAGCAGAGGCGGGAACUCAACCGGAAGUGGUUCGAGUCAGAGAGAAUUUCCCACAUCGGUUAAUUUCCCGUGUAACGUAUUACACAGUUAAUAGUUCACCAUGAAUCCGCUGACGAAGGUGAAGCUGAUCAACGAGCUAAACGAGCGCGAGGCGAACCUCGGGGUCAAAGACUCUGUCUCCUGGCACACCGAGUACAGCGACAGCGCCUGGGUGUUUGUGGGUGGAUUCCCGUACGAGCUGACUGAAGGCGACAUCAUCUGCGUCUUCUCUCAGUACGGCGAGAUCGUCAACAUCAACCUGGUGCGAGACAAGAAGACCGGGAAGUCCAAAGGGUUCUGCUUCAUCUGCUUCGAGGACCAGCGCAGCACCAUCCUGGUGGUGGACAACUUGAACGGCAUCAAGAUCAAAGGUCGAACCAUCCGUGUGGAUCACGUCAAAGACUACCGGCCUCCCAAAGACACGGAGGACAUGGACGACAUCACCAAACACCUGAGGGAGCAGGGCUGCGCCCCCAAAACCACCGGGCCCCCCCCUUCCCACUCGUCCUCAUCCGAGGAGGAGCGGGACGGCGUCCCCGCGAAGAGGAUAAAAAAAGACAAGAAAGAGAAGAAGAAGAGGAAGAAGGAGAAGAAGAAGAAGAAAAUGAAGGCGGCGAAAGAACGCGAGGGUCUGGACUCCUCCUCACUUCCUCCUGUCAGAGUCAAAGAGGAGAAGGAGGACGCCGCCUACCACAAGUACGACCAGAGGGGGGCGCCACUAGGGAGGGACGAGAGGAGAGACCCAUGUGGUGACAGUAGGGAAGAGAGAGGGAGACACGAGGUGGGAAGGGACAGGAAGGAGAGAGACAGGAGGUGGGAGGGAGACAGGGAGACGGGUGCAGAGAGGAGGUGGGAGGGGAGAAAAAGGGAGACAGACCGGGAAGGAGACAGGAGGAGGGAGACAGGCGGGGAGAGAGAGGGAGACAGGAAGAGGAACCAAGACCGGGUUGAUGACGGAAGACGGGACAGACCCUUAUAGGGCAAAGACGGACGUAACCAUGGAACAAGACGGCUGAUGAAGACAAACGGGAUUAUUCUCCUUUCUGUCUGUGUGACGUGUAAUAAAACAGCCAAAGUCUCCAUGAAGUAAAACGAGAGCGUUUUCUAUUCGUCUUCAUUGUAUCAUCGAUGAGCAGCAGACAGAAAACAUGGAGGCUUUAAUUUACAAUCAUAAACUUUUCAUAGAAAGUCAGUCGCUACGACGUGAAAGUGAUUAUCGGAGAGACGUUUCUCCGUAUUUAUUAAUAACUCAUUGCUCUGAUUAGACGUCGGGAUUAAAUGAAGUCUUACAACUGUUGGAAUCUCUGUUCUGUUAUUAAACCACAAACGCCUCUUUGGCUUGUUAAGUAGCUGUUAGCACGUUAGCAUUAGUGUCCCAAUUUUUACAUAACAAGUUACAAGACUUUAUUUUUUCUGUACAAUUGUAAUCUUAAAGUGAAUAAAUGACCUAAAUGUUGGUGGAAAAC
Messenger RNA from Gasterosteus aculeatus aculeatus (three-spined stickleback), 1530 nucleotides. It is a transcript of the gene rbmx2, whose product is annotated as RNA binding motif protein X-linked 2. Gene Ontology annotation, cellular component: U2 snRNP; catalytic step 2 spliceosome; precatalytic spliceosome. Lineage: Eukaryota; Metazoa; Chordata; Actinopteri; Perciformes; Gasterosteidae. The record is from RefSeq and is a predicted model, not a curated record. Gene Ontology annotation, molecular function: RNA binding. Gene Ontology annotation, biological process: mRNA splicing, via spliceosome.